AUGGACUACGACUCCAACCCGAACAUCCCCCCGCCUCCUGCUGCACCCGAAGUGCCGCCUCCGCCCCCGGAUGGCUUCGCUCCGCCGCCGCCGCCAGAGGAUGCGCCCGCGCCACCUCCGCCAGACGACUUUCCCCCACCGCCGCCUCCGCCCGAGGAGUCUCUAGCUCCGGAAGUGCCGCCCAAGAAGAAGGGAUGGGGCGCCCCGAAGCCCAAGAAGGAGCCGCUGAGCAUCGAGGAGAUCCUCAAGAAGAAGAAAGAGGCCGACGCCGCUGCCGCAAAACCUAAAUUCCUCUCCAAAGCCCAGCGCGAGAAGUUGGCCAUCGAGAAGCGCCAGAAAGAUGUGGAGAACCAAAAGCGCAGAGCUGAAUCCGAGCGGUCGACGUCCGGGAGCCCUGCGAACAGCAGACCCAGCACCAACUCGUCGGUAAACGGUGUGAACGGCAAUCAGUCAAAUGGCAGAUCUGCCAUACCGACUGGACCCAGAGCGAUGCGCGGAAUGCCCAACCAAGGCUACGAUAUGGCUCCUCCUCCACCCCCGAAGCCCGUCGCGAUCACUGCACCUACUGGGGACAAAAAGGCGGGUGAGAAGAGGCAAUCGCCAGAGGAUACCGAGGCGGCAUUGAUACGGCAAAGAUACAUGGGAGCCGAGCAAAACACAUCGACGUUCUCAGCGAAAAAGAAGCGCAAGCGGACGACGGAGAAGAAGUUCAACUUUGAGUGGAAUGCCGAAGAAGACACAAGCACCGACUACAACCCGCUCUAUCAAUCCCGCGCCGAGGCGGGCUUCUUUGGGAGAGGCCGUCUGGGUGGUUUCUCCGACGACGUCGUGGACGGGGCUACCAGGCGCUAUGCUCGGGCAUUGGAAGAAAGAGAUCGGGAAGCGGGCAGUGCGCGCGCGGCUGAGAUCCUGGAAAUGGAGCGCAGACGCAAGGAAGAGGGCGGUCGUGCCCUCCUGGAGAAGCACUGGAGCGAGAAAAGACUGGACCAGAUGCGCGAGAGAGACUGGCGUAUCUUCAAGGAGGACUUCAACAUCAGCACCAAGGGUGGCUCCAUACCGAACCCCAUGCGGUCAUGGACGGAAUCUGGCUUGCCGAAACGCUUGCUUGACAUUGUCAACGAGGUGGGCUACGUUGAGCCGUCGGCCGUCCAGCGCGCAGCCAUUCCCAUUGCUCUCCAGUCUCGCGACCUUAUCGGUGUGGCCGUCACCGGUUCCGGUAAGACGGCAGCCUUCCUUCUUCCGCUACUCGUCUACAUCUCGGAGCUUCCUCCCCUCAACGAGUUCACCAAGAACGAUGGCCCGUACGCCAUCAUCCUGGCACCCACCCGUGAACUGGCGCAACAGAUUGAGAUCGAAGCAAAGAAAUUCGCCACGCCGCUCGGCUUCACUUGCGUCAGUAUCGUCGGUGGACACUCGAUCGAAGAGCAAGCGUACAACAUGCGCGACGGCGCGGAAAUCAUCAUCGCGACGCCCGGCCGUCUAGUCGACUGCAUCGAGCGGCGCGUCCUGGUGCUCGGCCAGUGCUGCUACGUCAUCAUGGACGAAGCAGACCGCAUGAUCGACCUGGGCUUUGAAGAGCCCGUCAACAAGAUCCUCGACGCGCUCCCCGUCGGCAACGAGAAGCCGGACACGGACGACGCCGAGAACGCCGCGGCCAUGAGCCAGCACCUGGGCGGCAAAGACCGGUACCGGCAAACGAUGAUGUACACGGCGACGAUGCCGGCAGCCGUCGAGCGCAUCGCGCGCAAGUACCUGCGGCGGCCCGCGAUCGUGACGAUUGGCAACGUCGGCGAGGCGGUCGAGACGGUCGAGCAGCGCGUCGAGUUCGUCUCGGGCGAGGACAAGCGCAAGAAGCGGCUGCAGGAGAUUCUCAACUCGGGCGACUUCGCGCCGCCCAUCAUCGUCUUCGUCAACAUCAAGCGCAACUGCGACGCCGUCGCCCGCGACAUCAAGCACAUGGGCUUCAGCUCCGUCACGCUGCACGGCAGCAAGACGCAGGAGCAGCGCGAGGCCGCGCUGGCGAGCCUGCGCAACGGCUCCACCGACGUGCUCGUCGCCACCGACCUUGCCGGCCGUGGUAUCGAUGUCCCCGACGUCAGUCUCGUCGUCAACUUCAACAUGGCCACGAAUAUCGAGAGCUACACGCACAGAAUCGGCCGCACGGGUCGUGCGGGCAAGAGCGGUAUCGCCAUUACGUUCUUGGGCAACGAGGACACGGACGUCAUGUACGACCUCAAGCAGAUGCUCAGCAAGAGCUCCAUCUCGCGCGUGCCCGAGGAGCUGCGCAAGCACGAGGCCGCGCAGCAGAAGAGCCAGCGCGGCCAGAAGAAGAUUGAGGACAGCGGCGGCUUUGGCGGCAAGGGCGGCGGGCUGAGGUGA
This is a messenger RNA of Aplosporella prunicola CBS 121167, 2379 nucleotides long. RefSeq lists its product as uncharacterized. Lineage: Eukaryota; Fungi; Ascomycota; Dothideomycetes; Botryosphaeriales; Aplosporellaceae. The record is from RefSeq and is a predicted model, not a curated record. Gene Ontology annotation, biological process: mRNA splicing, via spliceosome. Bases 1 to 2379 code for a protein of 792 amino acids. The transcript has 3 exons. Gene Ontology annotation, molecular function: RNA binding; ATP binding; RNA helicase activity. Gene Ontology annotation, cellular component: catalytic step 2 spliceosome.